Messenger RNA from Salarias fasciatus (jewelled blenny), 3354 nucleotides. Its product is annotated as kinesin-1 heavy chain-like. The coding region runs from base 1 to 2844 and encodes 947 amino acids. NCBI's taxonomy places the organism in Eukaryota, Metazoa, Chordata, Actinopteri, Blenniiformes, Blenniidae. Gene Ontology annotation, biological process: microtubule-based movement. Gene Ontology annotation, molecular function: microtubule motor activity; microtubule binding; ATP binding. The transcript is spliced from 25 exons. The record is from RefSeq and is a predicted model, not a curated record.
AUGGCGGACGCAGCAGAAACCUCCAUCAAGGUGGUUUGUCGGUUCCGGCCGCUGAACAGCGCCGAGGUCGCCCGAGGAGACAAGUACAUCGUCAAGUUCCAGGGAGACGACUGCGUGGUGAUCGCGGGCAAGCCGUACUACUUCGACCGGGUCUUCCAGUCCAGCACCACCCAGGUCCAGUUCUACAACACCGUGGCCCAGAAGAUCGUCAGAGAUGUCCUGGACGGGUACAACGGGACCAUCUUCACCUACGGCCAGACGUCCUCGGGAAAGACGCACACCAUGGAGGGGAACCUCCACGACCCGGACAUGAUGGGCAUCAUCCCCCGGAUCGUCCAGGACAUCUUCAACUACAUCUACUCCAUGGACGAGAACCUGGAGUUCCACAUCAAGGUGUCUUAUUUUGAAAUCUAUCUGGAAAAAAUCAAGGACUUGUUGGACGUGUCGAAGACCAACCUGUCCGUCCACGAGGACAAGAACCGGGUUCCGUACGUCAAGGGGUGUACCGAGCGCUUCGUCUGCAGUCCCGAAGAGGUCAUGGACGCCAUCGACGAGGGCAAAAACAGCCGACACGUGGCCUUCACAAACAUGAACGAGCACAGCUCCCGCAGCCACAGCAUCUUCCUCAUCAACAUCAAGCAGGAGAACAGCCAGACGGAGCAGAAGCUCAGCGGGAAGCUCUACCUGGUCGACCUGGCCGGCAGCGAGAAGGUCGGCAAAACCGGGGCCGAAGGGACGGUGCUGGACGAGGCCAAGAUGAUCAACAAGUCGCUGUCCGCCCUGGGGAACGUCAUCUCGGCGCUGGCCGAGGGCUCGACCUACGUUCCGUACCGGGACAGCAAGAUGACCCGGAUCCUGCAGGACUCUCUGGGGGGGAACUGCCGCACCACCAUGGUCAUCUGCUGCUCGCCGUCCUCCUUCAACGACGCCGAGACCCGGUCCACGCUGCUGUUCGGGCAGAGAGCCAAGACGGUGAAGAACAACGUGUCGCUGAACGUGGAGCUGACGGCCGAGCAGUGGAAGAAGAAGUGGGAGAAGGAGAAGGACAAGAACAAGACGCUGAAGAACACGGUGACGUGGCUGGAGGCCGAGCUGAACCGCUGGAGGAACGGAGAACACGUGCCGGUGGAGGAGCGCUUCGACAAGGAGAAGGCCUCGGCCGAGGUCCAGGCUCUGGACGGAGCGCCCGGCGACAAGCCGGCGCCCAAACCCGAGCUGAGCGGCCUGCCGGGCGUCACCCUGACCCCGGUGGACCAGGGGAAGUACGGCGAGGAGAUGAGCAAACUCUACAAGGAGCUGGACGACAAGGAUGAAGAGAUCAACCAGCAGUCUCAGAUGGUGGAGCAGCUCAAGCAGCAGAUGUUGGACCAGGAGGAGCUCUUGAACUCGUCGCGCCGCGACCACGACACCCUGCAGAAGGAGCUGAACCGGCUGCUGGCGGAGAACGAGGCGUCCAAGGAGGAGGUGAAGGAGGUGCUGCAGGCGCUGGAGGAGCUGGCCGUCAACUACGACCAGAAGAGCCAGGAGGUGGAGGACAAGACGCGGCAGUUCGAGGCGCUCAGCGAGGAGCUCAACGAGAAAUCGAGCUCGCUGGCCUCCAUCGACUCGGAGCUCCAGAAGCUGAAGGAGAUGACCAACCACCAGAAGAAGAGGGUCACCGAGAUGAUGUCCUCCCUGCUCAAGGACCUGGCCGAGAUCGGCCUGGCGGUCGGGAGCAACGACAUCAAGCAGGACGGCAGCGGCCUGAUCGACGAGGACUUCACCGCGGCCCGGCUCUACAUCAGCAAGAUGAAGUCCGAGGUCAAGACCCUGGUGAAGCGCAGCAAGGGCCUGGAGGCGGCGCAGGCCGACGGCAGCCGGCGGCUGGACGACACGCAGCGCGAGCUGACCGCCUGCCAGCUGCGCAUCUCCCAGUUUGAAGCCAAGAUCAAGUCGCUGACGGAGAACGUGCAGAACGCCGAGCAGAAGAAGCGGCAGCUGGAGGAGAACCUGGACUCGCUCAAUGAGGAGAUCGUGAGGAUCCGGGCUCAAGAAAGAGUGAACACGAUGGAGAAGGACAGCGAGAUCCAGUCCGCCAACGAAGUCAAGGAAGCCGUGGAGAAACAGAUCCUGUCCCACCGAGAGGCCCACCAGAAGCAGAUCAGCAGCCUGAGAGACGAGCUGGACAACAAGGAGAAGGCCAUCACCGAGCUGCAGGAUCUGAACCAGAAGGUGGUCCUGGAGCAGGAGACGCUGCGACUGGAGCACGAGAAGCUGCGAGCCGCCGAGCAGGAGAAGAGCCGCCAGCUGCAGGAGCUCACGGCCAUGCAGGACCGCAGGGAGCAGGCCCGCCAGGACCUGAAGGGCCUGGAGGAGACCGUGGCCCGGGAGCUGCAGACCCUCCACAGCCUGCGGAGGCUGUUCGUCCAGGACCUGGCCACCAGGGUCAAAAAGAACUCUCAGCUGGAUUCGGACGAGGCCGACGGCAGCGCCGCGCAGAAACGAAAGAUCUGCUUCCUGGAGAGCAACCUGGAGGAGCUGACCAAGGUCCACAAGCAGCUCGUCCGGGACAACGCCGACCUCCGCUGCGAGAUCCCCAAACUGGAGAAGCGUCUCCGGGCCACGGCGGAGCGGGUCAAAGCCCUGGAGACCGCCCUGAAGGAGGCCAAGGAGAACGCCGCCCGCGACCGCAAGCGCUACCAGCAGGAGGUGGACCGCAUCAAGGACGCCGCCAUCAAGCCCAAGAACAUGGGCCGGAGAGGCUCCGCCCAGAUCGCCAAGCCCAUCCGGCCCGGCCAGCUCCCCGGCGCCCCCAUCAGCCUCGGCGUCAACCGCUCCAACCUCAUCCAGAACAACCAGCACUGAGGCGCGAGAAGAAGAGCGCCGCCGCCCCUGACUCACAGCGACGCCCACGUUCCCGACUGACGCUCCCGUUUCUGUUCCUGAUCCAGAUCCAACGCCUUGGAACCCGGCCAAGACCGGGACCUGGUCUAAAUGUGUCCAUAGUGUAAAUCCAGCCGAGCACCAUCCCCAGCUUCAGAGCGUUAUGCUUUACAAAUCUAUCACCACCCCACAUGUCCUCUGCCCCCUAGUGGCUGCUGUCAGAACAGCAUGUAGCCUGGAGACAGUGCUGCCACCAGCUGUCAGCGCCCGGUACUACAGCCACUGAAACAGAACACUGAAGCUCAGAUCAGAUCGUUUUCCUUCCUCACAUGAGCUGAUAGACGCGAUUAUUUAUGAUAGUGAGGAUUAGCCUGUUAGCUUUAGGAUUAGCUUAUUAGCUUGUAGCUCUUUGCUUCACUUUUAAAUAACAGAAACUUGCUGAUUCAGCUGAUUGAAGAAUCAUCAUGAUUGAAGAAAAAUAGUUUUAAACCG